This is a messenger RNA of Trichophyton benhamiae CBS 112371, 171 nucleotides long. RefSeq lists its product as uncharacterized. Bases 1 to 171 code for a protein of 56 amino acids. Lineage: Eukaryota; Fungi; Ascomycota; Eurotiomycetes; Onygenales; Arthrodermataceae. The transcript has a single exon. The record is from RefSeq and is a predicted model, not a curated record.
AUGAAGUAUUUCUUUGGACUCAGCUCCUUGUCUUCUCCUACCAGCCAGAAGUUGGCGGAUAUCGCUACAGUCGCCCUCAUCAGCAUCUUCUCCUUCUCCUUCUUCUUCUUCUUCUUCUUCUCGGUUUCAACUCAGCUUGAAUGGAGAGCACUCACUGCCAGAGAACCAUGA